Drosophila nasuta is the source of this 369-nucleotide messenger RNA. RefSeq names its product DNA-directed RNA polymerases I, II, and III subunit Rpb10 (gene Polr2L). The transcript is spliced from 2 exons. The record is from RefSeq and is a predicted model, not a curated record. Gene Ontology annotation, biological process: tRNA transcription by RNA polymerase III; transcription by RNA polymerase I; transcription by RNA polymerase II. Bases 89 to 292 code for a protein of 67 amino acids. Gene Ontology annotation, cellular component: RNA polymerase II, core complex; RNA polymerase III complex; RNA polymerase I complex. Gene Ontology annotation, molecular function: zinc ion binding; DNA binding. Lineage: Eukaryota; Metazoa; Arthropoda; Insecta; Diptera; Drosophilidae.
AGCACACGGCAUGCAAGUAGCACACAACAGUAAAAGAUAUACUUACUAUACCUCUGAUUUACUAUAAUUAAAACAAAUUUAUGCCGAAAUGAUUAUACCAAUUCGAUGCUUUACAUGUGGAAAAGUGAUUGGAAACAAAUGGGAGUCCUAUCUCGGUUUGCUGCAGGCCGAGUACACAGAAGGUGAUGCUCUAGAUGCCUUGGGCUUGAAACGUUAUUGUUGUCGACGCAUGCUGCUCGGGCACGUGGAUCUCAUCGAGAAGCUAUUGAACUACGCACCCCUUGAGAAGUAAUGACUUCGAUUUAGAGUUUUAUAUUUUAAGAAAAAUAAAGGCUUCAUAACAAGUCACAACUACAAAUUGUCCAUAAA